Indicator indicator is the source of this 1101-nucleotide messenger RNA. It is a transcript of the gene NKX2-1, whose product is annotated as NK2 homeobox 1. The transcript is spliced from 3 exons. Gene Ontology annotation, molecular function: DNA-binding transcription factor activity, RNA polymerase II-specific; RNA polymerase II cis-regulatory region sequence-specific DNA binding. Gene Ontology annotation, biological process: cell differentiation; regulation of transcription by RNA polymerase II. The record is from RefSeq and is a predicted model, not a curated record. Bases 1 to 1101 code for a protein of 366 amino acids. NCBI's taxonomy places the organism in Eukaryota, Metazoa, Chordata, Aves, Piciformes, Indicatoridae. Gene Ontology annotation, cellular component: nucleus.
AUGCUCCACGCCCUGAGCAGCUGGAGGAACAACUGUGCGUGCGCUGCGGAGGGCCGCCGAAUCAUGUCGAUGAGCCCAAAGCAUACGACUCCUUUCUCAGUGUCUGACAUCUUGAGUCCUUUGGAGGAAAGCUACAAGAAAGUGGGCAUGGAGGGCAGUAACUUGGGGGCUCCCUUGUCAGCCUACAGACAGUCUCAGGUUUCUCAACCGGCCAUGCAGCAGCACCCCAUGGGCCACAACGGAACAGUGACUGCUGCCUACCAUAUGACAGCGGCAGGGGUCCCCCAGCUCUCCCAUGCUACGAUGGGGGGCUACUGCAAUGGGAACCUGGGCAACAUGAGCGAGCUCCCUCCUUACCAGGACACCAUGCGGAACAGCGCUUCGGCGACAGGAUGGUACGGCACCAACCCGGACCCCCGCUUCUCCUCAAUCUCCCGCUUCAUGGCGCCGUCCUCGGGCAUGAACAUGGGCGGCAUGGGCAGCCUCGGGUCCCUGGGAGACGUGAGCAAGAGCAUGGCCCCUCUCCAGAGCACGCCGCGGAGGAAACGGAGGGUCCUUUUUUCCCAGGCCCAGGUUUACGAGCUGGAGAGACGUUUCAAGCAGCAGAAAUACCUCUCCGCCCCGGAGAGGGAACAUUUAGCCAGCAUGAUACAUCUCACCCCGACUCAGGUCAAAAUCUGGUUCCAGAACCACCGCUAUAAGAUGAAACGCCAGGCCAAAGACAAGGCUGCACAGCAGCAGAUGCAACAGGAGAACGGCUCAUGCCAGCAGCAGCAGUCUCCCAGAAGGGUGGCGGUGCCAGUGCUUGUAAAGGAUGGCAAGCCCUGCCAGGCAGGCUCCAACACACCCACAGCAGCGAUCCAGAGCCAUCAGCAGCAGGCAGCUACAACGAUCACAGUGGCUACCAAUGGCAACAGCCUCGGACAGCAUCAGAGCCACCAGACAAACAGUGCGGGGCAGUCUCCAGACAUGGGACAGCACUCGGCCAGCCCUUCCUCUCUGCAGAGCCAAGUCUCCGGUUUGUCUCACCUAAACUCUUCUACUUCUGACUAUGGCACUGCCAUGUCUUGCUCCACCUUACUAUACGGUAGGACCUGGUGA